AUGUGUAAGUUUGAACUAAAACAUCUCGUAACUAUGUUAAAAGAAACCAAAGCCUUUGAGCAAUGUUUGAAAACCUUGAAUAUUGUAUCGAUGGGCAAUGGCAAGUGUAUUGCAGAAUUGAAAGUUCUAGAGGAACAUACGAAUCCCAUGGGAACUUUACAUGGGGGACUCUCAGCUACUUUAGUGGAUAGUGUUUCUAGUUAUGGUCUAUUUACGCAUGAGAAAGGGGGUGUUAAAAGCGUGUCUGUUAACAUAAAUGUGUCCUACAUGGGUGGUGCAAAAUUGGGCGAAGAGAUAGUUAUUGAAUCAGAUACUAUCAAAGUAGGGAAAACUCUUGCUUUCUGUGAAGUUUUAAUAAAAAAUAAGGCAAAUGGAAACGUUUUAGUAAAAGGUGAACAUACCAAGUAUUUAAUGAGGUAA
Messenger RNA from Diabrotica balteata, 420 nucleotides. The record is from the annotation of a GenBank genome assembly. NCBI's taxonomy places the organism in Eukaryota, Metazoa, Arthropoda, Insecta, Coleoptera, Chrysomelidae.